UGCUACUUUUGUAACACUCCUAAGCUUGUUGGCAACGGCUACAAUUGCUACUGGCAAUGAGAAUGAUCACGAAUGUUGCAUAUGGCACAGACAGAGACACAUCAUUGCAGCCAAAGAGAUUCGUCGUUACAUUUAUGCGGCAACUAACCAUUGGCUUCAGUUUAUCAAUGGCAAUGAACAUGAUCUAAAGUCCGCUGCGUUUCCACAAACACAGCAACUUGUUGUUGUCAUGACAACAUCAGAUCCAGCAAUCACUGAAUUUUAUGAUGGAGAUGUCUCUACACUUGAAGAUCUCAAGCCUGAGAGUUAUUACCUAUUGACAACAGAGAAGGCAGGAUCACGACGUCUUCUCAUUGCUGGAGCUGAUGACGUUGGUGUGUUGUAUGGAGCUUACGCUUUGGCUGAAAAAUUUGGAGUUUACUUUCGACUUUAUGGAGACAUUGUUCCUGAUGCAUCGCUGAGAGUAGCUGGGAAGUUUGUGUUGCCGGAUGUGAAUGAAGUAGGACAACCAGAAUUUGAGAUACGAGGACUGCAACCAUUCCAUGACUUUCCUGAAGGCCCAGAUUGGUGGGGAGAAGAUGAAUACAAAGCCAUCAUAUCUCAAAUCAGCAAACAGAAAAUGAACUUCAUUGGACUCCACACAUACCCCUACAGCCCCACACCAGGAACAGGAAGAGACGAGCCAACCGUUUGGGUCGGCCUCACCGAUGAUUUGAAUGGUGAUGGGACUGUGAAGAAGAGUUAUCCCUCAAGUUAUGCCAACACACUUCGUAACCAGUGGGGAUACACAAGCUUGUCAACUAGAAACUACUCGUAUGGAUCCAGACAGCUGUAUGAGAUGGACUGCUAUGGCAGUAGUGUUCAGCUUGGAAACUGCCCUUAUCCAACCAAUAUGAGUGGCAAUAAUCAAGUGUUUGAUGAAACUGGGAGAAUGUUGAAGGCAUCGUUUGAGCAUGCUCAUACAGUGGGAGUUAAGACUUGUAUUGGUAGCGAGACGCCACUUAGUAAGCCAGCAUCUACGAUAGCGCCCUUGAACUUGUACUAUAGUAAGACAAGACAAGACAACUUUCUUACAACAACACAGUGUGCAGAAUGUGAGAACUUGUACGAGUUUGUUCGUAUUGAGGGAUAUGUUUACACUUCACCAUUUCCUCAAUCUAUACCACUAAGCACCUACUACAAUGGUCAACUACAGGACAAUGUACUUAGCCCAACAUCACCAGGACAAGGUUAUGGGUUUGUGAGGAUUGAAGGUUAUGCAUUUCCACUGAACAUUUCAUUACAAGGAAACGUAACCAAGUUGUCUACGUACUAUAAUGCUGGUAUUCAUGAUCAUCUUUCUGUUUCAAGUUUGGAGGGUGUGGAAUAUGCUCGAGAUCAUGGGUACACUUUGAUUGGUAGUGUUGCCGCUGUGUAUGUGAAUGCCAGUGUUGCUACAACACAGGAUUAUUAUGAGGGUAUAUUCACACGGAUCCAACGACUAGAAAUUCCAUUAGACUACUACUGGAUAUGGACGCCCGAAGGCUGGGAAGGCGGCCAUACAAAUGCAAAUGAUGCCGUGUUUCACGAGGCUGUGAGUGACCUUACGGCAGCUGCUCAAGCCAGCGAUGCAGUGAAAGCAUCAUUCAAGCUUGCGACUUGUGGGUGGGUCGUCGGUCCUCUUCCUGAUAGAAGCCUAUUUGAUAAAGUCCUUCCUUCUCAAUAUUCUGCUAUUACUUCGAUUGAUAUGGCUGUAGGGAAUACUGCAGUUGAUCCAGCAUAUGUGAACAUUACGAAGCACGACAAGUGGGCUAUUCCUUGGAUGGAGGACGAUCCUGGACUAACGGCUCCUCAACUUUGGAUCAAUCGUACGUUGCAGCACAUGGAAGAUGCUAAGAAAUAUCAAUGCCAGGGACUACUGGGAAUACAUUGGCGUACAACUCAAACAUCUCCCCAAAUAGCAGCAAUGGCACAGAAAUCGUGGAAUUCCAAUCUAACAAGCGAAGUAUUCUGGCUAUCUUGGUCAAUGCAAGAGUUUGGCAUUUCUGACGCUUCAUCUGUGUUCACAAAAAUUGAGAGCUUUAACUUGCCUCGUCCAGUCACAUGGUCUGGUGGUCCAGGAGCCCUACACCCAGACAGUGGCCAGUGUAUGUGGGAUGCAAAGUAUGCAUUUGUGGAUGAGCUGAGUAGCAUGAGAAGCAAAGUACAAGGACAAGCAAGCAUAGACAGGUUUGAUUAUUGGCUCAACACGUUUAAAUACAUGCAAGCAAUUAGCAGGACGGAAUGUGUGUGGGCUGAGUACAACACUGUGAUCCAGCAAAUCAACAAUGAAAAAGAUGUAAAGCAAAAGCAGUUGAUUGCCAAGCAGAAAGCUUUACCCAUUCGAAUUCAACUUGUUCAGAAUGCAACUGAUAUGAUGACAUAUUUACUCCAGACUGUUAGAUCAACUGGUGAACUUGGUACAAUUAUGAAUGUGAUGUCUCACAGCCUUGUUCAUGCCAUCAACGAGCAAACACCUCGACUGCAAUCAUAUUUACAACAUUCUCUACCUCCACAAGCAAUGCCAUCACAACAAUACAAAGGACCACCGAAACUCAUUGUCACCACUGUAAGGACCAUGGUACAGAAAUCCGAGACACUUCGUGUUCGAGCUGCUGUUCUUUCUCAAACAACAGUAGACCGUGUAACCGUAAACGUCCGUCAGAUGAAAAAUGCAAACAGUGGCUUCACACAAUAUUCUCUCCAGCGUCUAAAUGCAGACCGAAAUGUGUUUGAGAUACGACUUCCACAGCAGAGUGACGACUUUGAGUACUACAUUGACAGUAUGACUGGAAAUGAGCAUCUCGUGUGGCCACCAGGAGCUCCCGUCAACACACAAACAGUCAUAACUUACUGAUGUGUGUGUGUGUCAGCAUCUCAUCGCCGACCUCACUUUUUAUGUUUCACUGUUUGCUUUGAUUCUAUUUUUGUGUUAGAGAAACAUGUUAUAUUCAUGUGUUGUCAUUGCUAAAGUUACUAUCUGUUGAUAUGAUC
This is a messenger RNA of Corticium candelabrum, 3012 nucleotides long. RefSeq lists its product as uncharacterized. The coding region runs from base 230 to 2875 and encodes 881 amino acids. The transcript has 24 exons. The record is from RefSeq and is a predicted model, not a curated record. Lineage: Eukaryota; Metazoa; Porifera; Homoscleromorpha; Homosclerophorida; Plakinidae.